UCUAUGGCGGGUGGAAGCCAGCUAGCCAUAUCCCGUUCAGAUGGGGUCAGACAAGGUCGAUCUCAUUACAACGUUACAACCAACUUGCCUAUCUUGCUCAAUCCCCAACCUCUCUCUACAUCAUUCUUAUCUAACCCACUCGCACCUCAUCAAAAUGUUCGGACUCCGUGCUUGGCCCACUCCCUUCGCCCGCCCCUUGGCUCCCUUCAUCGCCGCUACCGUCAUCACCUACUUGGGAGUCGCCAAGUUGCAGGACAUGGCCGUCAACACCCCCGAGGCUCUCGCUGACCCCAAGAACCCUUACUCCAAGGGCAAGAAGGCCGCUCACUAAAUGUUAGAUGACGGGUCGGAUGAAGCAUAGAGAGAAGACGGAAGGGGAUGUAGCUUACAGCACAGGGUAUGAGAGGGGGGAAUGAUGAAAAGAGAAAAUCGACGUGGUAACAAAAGAUUUACGUCUUGGACCCUUGUUCGGGUUGCGGUCGUGAUUCAUCGCUGGGAUUGCAAGACUCGUUGGUUUGCUUCGCUCGAUGUGCUAAGGAGUGCCCGGUCAACCUGCGAGGGUCUUGACAACUCAUACGUUGCUUGCGGUUCAGCCAGAACUGUAUCCGGGCACGAACAAUCGAACUGCACGGUGGACCCUGAUUUGGGAUGUGAGAGCCGAUGGUUUUCCGAACAGAUUAAGACCGCAAUGCUAUAUUUGACUUCA
This is a messenger RNA of Filobasidium floriforme, 706 nucleotides long. Its product is annotated as ATP synthase j chain-domain-containing protein. The transcript is spliced from 5 exons. The record is from RefSeq and is a predicted model, not a curated record. Lineage: Eukaryota; Fungi; Basidiomycota; Tremellomycetes; Filobasidiales; Filobasidiaceae. Bases 41 to 331 code for a protein of 96 amino acids. Gene Ontology annotation, biological process: proton motive force-driven ATP synthesis. Gene Ontology annotation, molecular function: proton transmembrane transporter activity.